UUCCGAUAUUUAACUUCCAAUAAGGAGGGGCCAAGAGCAAUUAUCCAAAGUCCAUAAAUCCGAAUUAGCCCAAAAAAAUUUCGUUGCGUUUCCGUUUACGCGCGCGUUCACCCACCAAGUGUUUGAUUAUUUGCGUCACUGAACAAAGAACAAAACAUUUCAUCGUGUUUAUGAUCUUUUAACACCACCAUUCUAAACACUGCUAAAUCUCAAUGCAUUUGACUCCAUUUUUCCGCAAUUUCAACACAUUAACCUUGCAACAAAUUCGUUUCUAUACUCGUCGUCGUGACCCUUUUCCCACCAAAAUUUGCCACUACUUAAACCGUGCAAAACUCAUCGAUUCAAUUCGACUUUCACUUCGCUCCAAAAACCCUAAUUUCACACUCCCUAAUCUCAUAAACCACCGUUUAUUUGACUCUUUUGUUCUCACUCAUGCACUUCGUUCUGCACCUGGUGCAGAUUCUGCACUUUCUCUCAUUAACACCAUUGAGAAUGCAAAAAGUUCCAAUUUUUCACAUACCCAGAAUACCCUACAUGCCCUUGCCACUGUUCUUGCCAAAUCCGGUCGAUGUGUUGAGCUCAAAUCGCUUAUCGAUGAUAUCCGAAGUAAACGGUUUGGCAAUGUUAAGAUUAGUUUUAUGAAUUUAAUUAAGUGGUAUGCUGAAGCUAAGGAUAUUGAUUCUGUUCUCGAGGUUUGGGAUCGGUAUAGAGUUGAAAGUAAAAUAGUAUGUACUGAAUCUUAUAACAUUGUUAUGGCUCUUUAUGUUGAAAUGGGAAAGGAUUUUGAGGCUGUUGGAGUUUUUUGUAAGAUGGUUGAUGAUGGGUCGGUUCCGAAUUGUAGAAGUUAUAGUAUAAUAAUUGAGCAUCUUGUGAAAUGUAGGAAGUUUUUGGAAGCUAUUGAGGUUUUUAAUUUGAUGCCUUUGAUGAGGAUUAAACGUACUUUGAAGCAGUAUUCGGUUUUAAUUGAAGGUUUGGUUGGUAGUAAAAUGUUUGAAGAAGUUGGUGUUUUGGUUAAUGAGAUGCAAGUUGAUGGAAUUUUACCUAGUCGAACGGUGAGUUUGUUGUUGCAGCAGGUAAAGGAUGAAGGAUUUCUUAAGGAUGUAGAUGAAUUGUUUGGAGAAAUUUGCCCGGAUGAGAGAAUCAAGAAUGUAAGUUUUUCUAUUGAUGACAGUGACGAGGAUGAGGGUGAGAAUGAGAAUGAUGCUUCGCAAUGUGAUCAUAUAGAUGGGGUCUGCUUAAAACCGUGGAUAGAUCCGCGGUCUUUGGCUAGUGCCUUGCAGAAUUGGAGUCCUGAUGAGGUAUCAGCACUAGAGGGUGCAAACUUUGUGUGGACAACUAGGUUGGUGUGCAAGAUACUUAGAAGUUUCAAGUCACCGGAUACUGUGUGGAAUUUCUUCUGCUGGGUUGCAGAUCAACCUGGAUUUACUCAUAAUAUAUACACGGUGCAAAGAAUCAUGACGCUUCUAGCUCGCCAUGGACGUACUGAAUUAGUUGAUAAACUCAUAUAUAAGAUCAGAAUAGAGGGAAUGAGACUACCAUUCAGUACCAUAAGGUUAAUCAUCGACUUUUAUGGGAUUUCAAAAAAUGCUGAUGCUGCUCUGAAGGUUUUCAACGAUGAUAGAAUACUUUGUGGGUCUAUAUCGAAAGUUAACUUGAUGCUUCUGUAUUCUUCUCUUUUAAGAACAUUAACUAAGUGUGGUAGGGAUUCUGAUGCCCUGGAAAUGGUUGAUGAGAUGAUUUUAAAUGGUAUUUGCCCUGAUAUCCAAACAUUUUCAGGUCUAAUGCAAUAUUUUUCACAAAGUGGAGACAUUAAAACUGUGCACAAACUCUUUACGAUGGUCAAGCAGAGUGGUUUUAAGCCAGACGCGUAUCUGUUUAAGGUGCUAAUCGAAGGUUAUUGCCAGUCGAAAAGAGCUGCACUGGCUUGGAAGCUAUUUGAAGACAUGAAGAAUGCAGGUUUGAUGCCUGAUUCUUCCACCAAAGAGUUGCUUGUGAAGAGCCUUUGGAGAGAAGGGAGACGGAGAGAAGCCGCAGCAGUUGAAGAGAGCUGUGAGGAAGUGAAUGUGGUCCUUCCACUUGCAUUACCUGGUCAUGUUUGGACCGUCAGCUCUGCAGAUCUCACAAGAGUUUAUAACAUUUAUUCGAAUUGUUUUGCUUCAAAAGGUGGCUAGAGUUAUCCAUUGGGAUAUGUGAAUUAUGAUAGAGGUGUACUUCUCCAUGCAUAGAAGUAUAACAAGUGGAUAACAAUAACCAAGUUCCUUAACCUGUGAUAUUUUUUUUGGGAAGGGUUGCAAAAUAUUGUGUAAGUUGCAGUAAAUAUGAGUUAAAAAAAUGUACUGUUGGCAGGACAUGACUUCAUACUAAGGAAUUAGCUCUUGUUCUUUGGAUACUUAAUGCUUCAUUGUAUUCACUUGGUCAAGUGCUCGAAAUCAUCUUUGCACAAUCACAGAAUGAAUUAACCUUUGGUUGAUGUGUUGAGAGCUACCCUCAGUCUUCUGCUGACUUCUGCAACAUGAGGGGAAUCUAAUGAUUUUAUUUUUGGUUUAAAAAGAGUAUCUUCGUGUUCAACUCUGGAGACUAAUCCCUCAAAUUCGAUAGGACCACAUGAGAGGUAAUGUUGUUCCCGAACAGUUUUAACACUCCCUAUAUUUUUAGGGUACAAUUUGAACCCAAGACUGCUGGUUAAGCUUGAAAAGACUUAUGUCAUUUUAUUCAAGCAUUUUUGGCUUAGAUGAUCAUAAAGUACAAAAAGCUACAGUCAAGCAAAGGAUGGUAGGGUAAGAAGGACAUCUUAUUCUAUUUAAUUUGGGAGAAGUCAAGUUUAUGCGGUGAUGUAUAUGUCGUUUUAAUCCGAAUUAGCUAUGUAUUAGAAAUAGGAAACAUAUAAAUGAUGGUGAGUUUGUUAAGGUAUUUUAAUAUAUUGAAACCUAUGCAACUGGAAGUGUCAACAUUAUAGCUGUUCAUUGCCUGUUAUUAUAUAUGAUCUUGGCUUUUGUUAAAUGGCAAACCAUAUUUUUUGCUUGAGUUUGUCCCUUAAAAUUUUGGUAAAGGCAUCAAGUUAGUUGGUCUUUAGGUACCAGCCAGCUAGCUGACAUUGUGUAUGGACACCAAAUUGGAUUAUAAUACUUAAUACCUUCUUUAUUAUACUAUGCGCAUGAUUUCAUACUUAAUUAGGAUUUGUCCACAGUGCCUAAGAUUUGAAAGGAUAAAUAGUAGAACUAUUGACACAGACAGCAGCAUAUUUUUAUUAUCAUGCCAGAAAAUACUUUAUGUCCAAAGAAGAGAUAAAUAUAAAGUUAGAGGUAUGGCAAUAAGUCUUGGUUGUUACAUGCCAUAAGAAACUCUACUUUUUCCUUCCCUCUUAACCUGCGUUUUUUCACAACUUCACAACAAUGGCUAUCUUCUUUCUUCCGUCUAGUUCUCAUGCUCUUUUUCUUGCAUUUAUGUUGUUUUUUCUCACUAAUAUCUCAGCUCAACCUCUACAAAUCAGUGAAACAAACUUUUCAUGCAAGGCCGAUUCACCUCCUUCAUGCGAAACUUAUGUGACAUACUUUGCCAAAUCUCCGAAUUUCUUGAGCCUAACAAACAUAUCUGAUAUAUUUGAUAUGAGUCCUUUAUCCAUUGCAAAAGCCAGUAACAUAGAAGAUGAAGAUAAAAAGCUGAUUCCAGGCCAAGCCUUACUGGUACCUGUAACUUGCGGUUGCGCUAGAAAUCGCCAUUUUGCAAAUUUCACUUAUACAAUCAAGCUAGGUGACAACUACUUCAUAGUUUCAACCACUCAAUAUCAGAAUCUCACCAAUUAUAAGGAAAUGGAAGAUUUCAACCCAAAUCUAAGUCCAAAUCUAUUGCCACAAGAUAUCAAAAUUGUAGUCCCUUUAUUCUGCAAGUGCCCUUCAAAGAAUCAGUUGAACAAAGGAAUAAAGUAUCUGAUUACUUAUGUGUGGCAAGCUAAUGAUAAUAUUACCCUUGUAAGUUCGAAGUUUGGUGCAUCACAAGCGGACAUGUUUGCCGAGAACAGUCAAAAGUUCACUGCUGAAACCAAUGUUCCAAUUUUGAUCCCAGUGACAAAGUUACCGGAACUCGAUCAACCGUCUUCAAAUGGAGGAAAAAGCAGCAUUCAAAAACUUCCAGUUAUAAUUGGUAUUAGCUUAGGAAGUGUUUUUUUCAUUGUAGUUUUAACACUAUCACUUGUGUAUGUAUAUUGUCUCAAAAGGAAGAGAUUGAAUAGGACUGCUUCGUUGGCCGAGACUGCGGAUAAGUUACUUUCAGGUGUUUCGGGUUACGUAAGCAAGCCAACAAUGUAUGAAAUGGAUGUGAUCAUGGAAGCUACAAUGAACCUGAGUGAGGAUUGUAAGAUUGGUGAAACAGUCUACAAGGCUAAGAUAGAUGGUAGAGUUUUAGCAGUGAAAAAUAUCAAGAAAGAUGCUUCUGAGGAGCUGAAAAUUCUGCAGAAGGUAAAUCAUGGAAAUCUUGUGAAACUAAUGGGUGUGUCUUCUGACAAUGAUGGAAACUGUUUCCUUGUUUAUGAGUAUGCUGAAAAUGGAUCACUUGAUGAGUGGCUGUUCUCGGAAUCUUCGAAAGCUUCAAACUCGGUCGUCUCGCUUACAUGGUCUCAGAGAAUAACCAUAGCAAUGGAUGUUGCAGUAGGUCUGCAAUACAUGCAUGAACAUACUUAUCCAAGAAUAAUCCACAGAGACAUCACAACCAGUAACAUCCUUCUCGACUCAAACUUUAAGGCCAAGAUAGCAAAUUUUUCGAUGGCUAGAACUUCAACAAACAACAUGAUGCCGAAAAUAGAUGUUUUUGCUUUCGGGGUUGUUCUGAUAGAGUUGCUUACCGGCAAGAAAGCGGUAACAACGAAAGAAAACGGGGAGGUUGUUAUCUUGUGGAAGGAUUUUUGGAAAAUUUUUGAUAUAGAAGGGAAUAGAGAAGAGAGGUUAAGAAAAUGGAUGGAUCCUAAGUUAGAGAACUUUUAUCCUAUUGAUAAUGCUCUUAGUUUGGCUUCUUUGGCAGUGAAUUGUACCGCAGAUAAAUCAUUGUCAAGACCAAGUAUUGCAGAAAUUGUUCUUUGUCUUUCUCUUCUCAAUCAACCAUCAUCUGAACCAAUGUUGGAAAGAUCUUUGACAUCUGGUUUAGAUGUUGAAGCUACUCAUGUUGUUACUUCUAUCGCAGCUCGUUGAUCAAGUGAAGGUACUAAUGAUUCAGUUUCUCAUAUUCUAGAUGUUACUUUGUUUACAUUAUGAUUAUUACUUCUUUAUGUGUGGAAGUAUAUGGUUAGUUUAAUUUUAGUUUAAUUAAAGGGAGUGUUCUAAAUUCCAUUUUUCUAUCUGUUAUUCUUUAAUGCAUGAGUUUUAGCAAAGUGAAUUGUAAGCUGCUAUUGAACUCAAUAAAUUUGCUUAUUUCAUAGUCUUUGUUAAUCAGACAAUUAAGAUUUACACUUGUUUUUUUUCCAAGUAUCAUAACAAUAGGUUUGAGUUUAA
Trifolium pratense (red clover) is the source of this 5480-nucleotide messenger RNA. RefSeq names its product pentatricopeptide repeat-containing protein At5g66631. Lineage: Eukaryota; Viridiplantae; Streptophyta; Magnoliopsida; Fabales; Fabaceae. The record is from RefSeq and is a predicted model, not a curated record. The transcript is spliced from 2 exons. The coding region runs from base 213 to 2171 and encodes 652 amino acids. Gene Ontology annotation, molecular function: protein binding.